Molecule: messenger RNA, 1170 nt
Organism: Agelaius phoeniceus (red-winged blackbird)
Lineage: Eukaryota; Metazoa; Chordata; Aves; Passeriformes; Icteridae
Source: RefSeq, a predicted model, not a curated record
AUGGAUUUAAUAAACUCAACUGAACAGAACAGUACAUCAGAAGAACCUUUCAAAUGGGCGACAUCCAAGAUUCUCAUUUCCAUUACCCUGUCUGUGCUGGCUCUAAUGACAACGGCCAUCAAUUCCCUCGUGAUGACUGCAAUAAUUGUGACAAGAAAGCUCCACCACCCUGCCAACUAUCUAAUCUGCUCUCUUGCAGUGACUGACUUCCUUGUGGCAGUCCUGGUGAUGCCCUUCAGCAUUGUCUACAUCGUGAAGGAGACCUGGAUCAUGGGGCAGGCGGUGUGUGACAUUUGGCUGAGUGUGGACAUCACGUGCUGCACUUGUUCCAUCCUGCACCUCUCCGCCAUUGCUUUGGACCGGUACCGAGCGAUCACGGAUGCCGUGGAAUACGCCCGGAAAAGGACACCUAAGCACGCUGGCAUCAUGAUAGCAGUUGUAUGGAUCAUAUCCAUUUUUAUCUCCAUGCCACCUUUGUUUUGGAGGCACCAGACAACCAGCAGGGAGGACGAAUGCAUCAUCAAACACGACCACAUUGUUUUCACCAUUUACUCCACGUUUGGCGCCUUCUACAUCCCGCUGGCCUUGAUCCUGAUCCUUUACUACAAGAUCUACAAAGCAGCAAAGACAUUUCACAGGAGAAGCGUCAGCCGGAUUGUGAGGGAGGAGGGGGUGAAUGGACAAGUCCUUUUGGACGCAGGUGAAAGAAGCACCAAGUCAGCUUCAAUGCCCAGCACAACAGAGAAGACCUCAGAUCCCCUGGUGAGCUCUGAUAAAAUCAACAUCACCCUACGAAGUCCCAGGUCUGAAUCCAAGCACGAGAAGUCCUGGAAAAAACAGAGAAUCUCCAGCACAAGAGAGAGAAAGGCAGCAACGACACUGGGUUUGAUCUUGGGGGCAUUUGUGAUCUGCUGGCUCCCAUUUUUUGUAAAAGAAGUAGUUGUUAAUACCUGUGAAACAUGUCACAUCUCAGAGGACAUGUCUAAUUUCCUAGCAUGGCUGGGAUAUAUAAACUCCCUUAUUAACCCUUUAAUCUACACAAUCUUUAAUGAGGAUUUCAAGAAAGCCUUCCAGAAGCUUGUACGGUGCGGGCAAUACCUUUAAGAGUUUUUGUUCAUAUAAGGAGAACACAUUCAUUGUUUUUUAACCUGUAUAAAUUUAUAUAACUGA